AUGUGGUCUUCAGUGAUAGAAGUGUUAGGAAAUGUACAUGAUGAUGCCUCUUAUUCUGCGAAUAAAGGUGUUGCUGCAGGUUUAAUUGAGAAGAUGGAGAGUUAUCAAUUUGUUUUUGUGUUACAUUUGAUGAAGUAUAUAUUGGGAAUUACAACUGAGUUAUCACUUUCCCUACAACAAGGGGAUCAAAAUAUUGUUCAAGCCAUGUCCUUGGUUAGAAGUGUGAAAUGUCGACUACAAGACUUCAGGGAAGAUGGAUGGCAGAUAAUUUUGGAACAAGUUAACACAUUUUGUGAAUUGAAUAUGAUUCCAAUACUUGAUAUGGAGGGCAACAUGCUAACUCGUGGUCAUGGCAGGCGUAGAGGGCAACUCAUCACUAAUUUUCAUCAUUAUCGUGUGGAGAUUUUUUGUCAGAAAUUGGUUGGGACUGAAAAACAUUUGGUGUUCCCAUUGGUUUAUCGUAUGAUAGAGUUAGCAUUAGUUUUACCAGUUGCAACUGCUUCGGUUGAACGAGUUUUUUCUGCAAUGAAGACUGUGAAGACUGAUUUACGCAAUAAAAUGGGAGAUGAAUGGAUGAAUGACAGUCUAGUUAUAUAUAUUGAAAAGGAUAUUUUUUCUACAAUUGAAAAUGAGCAAAUAUUACAACAUUUUCAACGAAUGCAGUCUCGUUAUGGUCUUAUGGAGAUUCGGUCGAGUAUUAAAUGGGACAAGGGAAAGGCUCUCAGGUUCUAG
This is a messenger RNA of Zingiber officinale, 732 nucleotides long. RefSeq lists its product as uncharacterized. The coding region runs from base 1 to 732 and encodes 243 amino acids. NCBI's taxonomy places the organism in Eukaryota, Viridiplantae, Streptophyta, Magnoliopsida, Zingiberales, Zingiberaceae. Gene Ontology annotation, molecular function: protein dimerization activity. The transcript is spliced from 3 exons. The record is from RefSeq and is a predicted model, not a curated record.